AGCAUUUGAUAAGUGUAUAAAUUUAGCUAGUUUUGAUUUUAUAUUUUAGACGACUUUACAAACAAGAAAAAAAAUUAAUUUAAUAGCAUAUUAAGACCAGCUAUUCGUUUUCAAACCUCUCGUCUGUAAUUUAUAUUUUGCAAUUAGAGCAUGUUCUGAAAAAAAUACAAACUAUUGUGCUUCGUUAGCUAUCCACUCAAAAAACUUAAAUACAGAAAUAUAAAUGUCUGACUAAUGGUGUCAAAAAUCAUAUUUCCUCCUUUUGUUUAUAUUCAACCAUAAUUCAAUAGAAUAAUGCCUAAAGUAAAAUCAGAAAAGAAAUCUCGCGAGCACACUGCUCGUGUGAAACAGGGCGUGUGUUUCAACACUCAAGUGGGGCAGCACAUUCUCAAGAACCCUUUGGUUGUGAAAACAAUGUUGGAGAAGGCAGCUUUAAGGCCAACUGAUACAGUUCUUGAAAUUGGUCCAGGUACUGGAAACAUGACUGUAAAAAUAUUGGAGAAUGUGAAAAAAGUUGUGGCAUGUGAAAUUGAUCCUAGACUUGCUGCGGAGUUGCAAAAAAGAGUACAAGGGACACCGAUGCAGAGGAAAUUACAACUCAUGGUUGGAGAUGUGCUGAAAGUUGAACAGUUGCCAUUUUUUGACAUUUGUGUUGCUAAUCUUCCGUACCAAAUAUCAUCUCCAAUUGUAUUCAAACUGCUUCUUCAUCGUCCAUUUUUCCGAUGUGCUGUUUUAAUGUUUCAACGGGAAUUCGCACAUCGAUUGGUUGCAAAACCAGGAGAUAAAUUAUACUGCCGUCUUUCAGUGAACACGCAAUUGCUAGCGAGAGUUGAUUUGCUUAUGAAAGUGGGAAAGAAUAACUUUAAACCACCACCUAAAGUCGAGUCAAAUGUAGUACGAAUAGAACCAAAGAAUCCGCCCCCUGCAAUUAAUUUUACCGAAUGGGAUGGUCUUGUACGAAUCGGAUUUUUGCGGAAAAAUAAAACUCUUGGAGCUGCUUUCAAAAACAAUUCGGUUCUAGAAAUGUUAGAAAAAAAUUAUAGAAUUCAUUGUUCUCUUACGAAUGAAACUUUACCUGAAGAUUUUUCUUUAAAAGAUAUGAUUAAUGAACUAUUACAAAAGAAUGGUUUUAGCGAUAAACGUGCCAGGACUAUGGAUAUGGACGAUUUCUUAGCUUUGCUUCAUUUAUUUAAUUCAAAUGGGAUACAUUUUGCUUGAUUUCAAUUUUGUCGUUUUGAUAUUAUGCAAAUUAGCAGGGCUGUAAAAUAUUUGAAAAGUGCUAGUUUUGUGUUGCCUGUUUUAAUCUUGAGUUCUGGGAUUUCUAGGCGUACUUCUUGCCUCUUAAUUAACGGGUUUGCUAAAAAAGUGGAUGUUGAGUUAAAGCAGGAACAUUUUAUGAAUUAUUUGGUGUUUUAGGCUUAUAAAAGAUAUAUGGCUAUAUUUGACUGGAAUUUGUUUUGGUUUGAAUCAUGAUUAGCAAACAACACACGGAAGUCUACUAGUUUGAAAACUGUCCAAGUGGAUCCAUUUUCACUGUUAUCAAAAAUCUUACUUCAAAUCGGGCUUCAAUUGCCCAAAAUGAUAAUUUGCAAAUACCGAUAAAGCUAUUCUAAACUAUCAUGUCACCAUUUUUUUUAUCUUGGGCAUCACUGCCACCAGCAAUUUAUCGUUCUAUUUUUAUCCAUGAGUUAAAGUUUCUGGGUACAGACUCGUAGCAGUGAUGCUUCUUCAUUUAAAUUUAAGAUAUUUGUACUUUGAAUUUCAAUACAAAAGUCUGUGGAUGUGUUAGUGAAAUUAUUGUACAGA
Molecule: messenger RNA, 1806 nt
Organism: Styela clava
Lineage: Eukaryota; Metazoa; Chordata; Ascidiacea; Stolidobranchia; Styelidae
Product: putative dimethyladenosine transferase
Biological process (GO): rRNA methylation
Cellular component (GO): nucleolus
Molecular function (GO): rRNA (adenine-N6,N6-)-dimethyltransferase activity
Source: RefSeq, a predicted model, not a curated record